AUGGCCGAGAAAGCAGCAUUCCAAGUCAUUGUCUUGGGCCCAACGGGUGGACCUCGUGAGGAUAAUGUCACAGGCAUCCUUGUCCGAUCGACAGCAACAAAAUGGUCGCCAAACUCGGUGGUGGCUGUCGAUGCGGGCACCCUUCUUGCGGGCAUCAUCCGAUUGCUGGAACGGUCCAUCCCCGAACACAGAAAUGAAAAGGGAAUCUUGACAAGUGGUCCCUUUCAAGGGCUCGAGCUGCCCUUCGAAACAGCACAGGCAAAUGCAGCCCACAUAUUUCGCGACCUCAUUGGUGCGGUUCUCGUCACGCACCCCCAUCUAGAUCAUAUUUCAGCUCUGGCAAUCAACACUCCAAUUCUGGAGGCCGGGAAUGGACCCAAGUCCGUGGCUGCCUUGCCAUCAGUAUUAUCUGCCAUCAAAAACCACAUGUUCAACGAUGUCAUCUGGCCUAAUCUGUCCGAUGAAGAUGGCGGUGCAGGUUUACUCACGUACCAACGCCUAGUGGAAGGAGGAAACCCUCGUUUCGGUCGCGGCGAGAGUAGAGGCUAUGUCAAUGCUUGCAUUGGCUUGCUGACGAAAUGCCUCAGUGUCAGCCAUGGUCGGUGCAAGCAACGAUACAACCCGGAAAGCGAAAGGCACCAUCGAAUCGGAAGUACCGUCUUCGCUGAUCACCAGCUGAUGGUUCCAUCGGUUCCUUCGAGGGCAAUCUCGGUAGAUCAUACCGAGGGCAGUUUCUUCUCGCCCUCUGGCUCACCGCGUCUAAUGCCUUCCAGCCAAAAAGAGCCACCAAUGGCAACAGUCGAAAGCUCAGCCUUCUUCCUGCGCGAUCUCCGCACCGGUUCAGAGAUCAUCGUCUUCGGCGACGUCGAACCAGAUUCCGUCUCCAUGGGGACUUGCAACCGACAAGUCUGGGAAGCCGCCGCCCCAAAGAUCGUCACGGGCAAACUCCGCGCCAUAUUCAUCGAAUGCUCCUACAGCGACAGCACCGACGACGCAUAUCUGUACGGCCACAUGUGUCCGCGCCAUCUUGUCUUCGAGCUCAGCGUGCUGGCCAACCGAGUCCUAGAACUCCGGGAUUCAAAACCAGGCGUGAAAAAGCGCAAGCGCGAGCUCGCACGACCCGCCACUACCGGCGGCGAGGGGUUGAGCCCGCGGUCGAAACGGUCUUUGGGUGAUUCUGCCGAGAAAAGCAGGGAGUCGGAGCCCUUCCUCGAGUCUCAGUUGCCGCGGAGUGAUCCUUUCGAGGUACCUCAGAUCCCCCGCAUGGAUGGUGGUAGCGGUAGCGGUAGCGGAGAUGGCCCUUCUGUUGAAACGCCGAAUCCUGAAUCUUGGGCUGAUACUACACCCCUUCCGCUGGAAGGAGUGAGGGUUUACAUUAUACAUGUCAAGGAUAGUCUGGCUGACGGGGAGCCACCUGGAGUUCAGAUAAUCGAGGAACUUCGGGCCCAUGGUGAAGCGGCGCAUUUGGGUUGUGAAUUCCUACUUCCGAAUCCUGCUGAGGAGAUUUGGAUUUGA
Molecule: messenger RNA, 1515 nt
Organism: Penicillium bovifimosum
Lineage: Eukaryota; Fungi; Ascomycota; Eurotiomycetes; Eurotiales; Aspergillaceae
Gene: pdeA
Product: 3',5'-cyclic-nucleotide phosphodiesterase PDE1
Exons: 3
Coding region: 1-1515 (504 amino acids)
Biological process (GO): cAMP catabolic process; negative regulation of glucose mediated signaling pathway; cGMP catabolic process
Molecular function (GO): 3',5'-cyclic-AMP phosphodiesterase activity; 3',5'-cyclic-GMP phosphodiesterase activity
Source: RefSeq, a predicted model, not a curated record